This is a messenger RNA of Gymnogyps californianus (California condor), 3312 nucleotides long. It is a transcript of the gene RET, whose product is annotated as ret proto-oncogene. Gene Ontology annotation, biological process: multicellular organism development; homophilic cell-cell adhesion; protein phosphorylation. Gene Ontology annotation, cellular component: signaling receptor complex; axon; membrane. NCBI's taxonomy places the organism in Eukaryota, Metazoa, Chordata, Aves, Accipitriformes, Cathartidae. Gene Ontology annotation, molecular function: transmembrane receptor protein tyrosine kinase activity; calcium ion binding; ATP binding. The record is from RefSeq and is a predicted model, not a curated record. Bases 1 to 3312 code for a protein of 1103 amino acids. The transcript has 20 exons.
AUGGGCUUUAUGAUUCUGCAGAUGACUGCUGAGCUGAGAGCUGCCUUUGGUCUCUACUUCCCCAGGAAAGAGUACUCGGAGAAUGUCUACAUUGAUCAGCCAGCAGGUACGCCGCUCCUGCGCAUCCAUGCCUUGAGGGAUUCCCAUGGGGAAGUGGCCCACUUUCAUCUGUGCCAGAAUCUCAUCAUUUCUCGGGCAAGAUCCCAUGAAAAUCAUUGGUUUCAAAUCAGAGAAAAAAUAGGACUUCUCUACCUCAGCAAAAGCGUGGAUAGAGAAGACUUUAACAUGCUGUCUGUAGGAAACUGGAUGCCGUUAUCAAAGGUGAUGCUGUACGUCUUCCUUUCAUCCCACCCUUUCCAAGAGAAGGAAUGCGACUCUGCUACACGCACCACAGUUUUCCUCUCCUUGAUCAAUGCUACUGCACCAGCUUGCAGUUCCCUAACAGCAAGGCAGCUUUGCUUCACAGAAAUGGAUCUCUCCUUUCACAUCAAGGAGAAUAAACCACCUGGCACAUUUCAUCAGCUCCAGUUACCCUCAGUUCAUCAUCUGUGUCAGAAUCUCAGCAUUUCCUACAAACUGCUGGCAGCUGAAGGUAUGCCCUUUCGAUACAAUGAGAACACCACCGGUGUGAGUGUGACACAGCGCCUAGAUCGAGAAGAGAGAGAGAGAUAUGAGCUGAUUGCCAAAUGUACCGUGAGAGAGGGCUUCAGGGAAAUGCAGGUUGAGGUGCCCUUCCUGGUGAAUGUGUUAGACGAAGAUGACUCUCCUCCCUUCCUUCCCAAUGGCACUGAUACUGCAGAUGCUGUUGUGGAGUUCAACAGGAAAGAGGGAACUGUUCUUGCAACGCUAACUGUAUACGAUGCAGACACCACACCUAUUUAUCCCCUUGAAAGCAGCAGAAAGAAAUACACAGGAACCAUCAUUACUGACGAUCCCUGGAUAAGUGAAACAUUUCGGGUAGAGCACAUCUUCGAUGAAAUCCACUUCAGCCCAAAUGGCAGCCAAGUGAGGGGAACUCGACAUGAGUACAAACUGGUACUGAAUAAAAGUAUUUCAGUCACAGAGCAGCGUUCCUUCCAGUUGGAUGUUUUGGUGAACGACACAGAAUUUCAUGGCCCAGAAAGAUCUGUGAUGCUUCAUUUCAAUGUCUCCAUCCUCCCUGUCAGCAUUCAGUUUCCAAACAUGACUUACCAGUUCACAGUGAACAGAAAUGCUGAACGCUUUGCACAAAUAGGAAAAAUCUGCAUUGAAAACUGUAUGAAAUUCCGUGGUGUGAACAUCACCUACAAGUUACUAUCCUCCAACAUAAGCUGCUAUCCUGUCAGCAUACUUCAAGGCCGAGAAGACAAAUAUGGAAGCCUUUAUGUGAAUGAUUCCUCUGUGCUGCGCAGACCCGAAUGCAAGGAAAUACAAUACACUAUUCAAGCUACAGACAAGCAGAGCAGGAAACAUACCAAAACCCUUCUCACUAUUGUAUUGGAAGGAACCCUUUUAAAAAAAGAAGAGGACUGCCCUGACUCUUGUGCUGUGAGUAAGCACCAUGCUGAAUGUGAAGAGUGUGGUGGCCUGGGAGUACUAACAGGGAGAUGCCAGUGGAGACAGGGGAGUGGAAAAGGGAUCACCACAAACUAUUCCACGUGCACCCCAAGUAUCAAGACUUGUCCGGACGGCACCUGUGAUGUGAUUGAGAGCAAAGAUCCAGCUGUGUGCCCCCAAGACUGCACAAGUGGAAAUAUUAUUGGUGGUCAUGGGAAAGGCAUAGGAAAUCUUGGAAUAAAGUCAGGACAUGGGAUUUGUUACUGCUUCCCAAGACAGAACUGUUACUGUGAGAAAGAUGAUAUCAAGGAGCAACUAUGUGAUGACGUGUGCAAGACUGUGAUAGCAGGGGCAGUGCUGCUGUCCUUCAUCAUCUCCGUGCUUCUUUCUUCCUAUUUCAUCCAUCGUUACCACAAGAAUUCUCCAAAGCCACCUAUUGCCUCCGCAGAAAUGACGUUCCGGCGCCCAGCCCAGUCCUACCCCAUCAGUUAUUCUUCCACUAACGUCCGCCGGCCUUCUUUAGAUUCCAUGGAGAACCAGGUGUCUGUAGACACCUUUAAAAUACCAGAAGAUCCAAAGUGGGAAUUCCCUCGGAAGAACCUAGUUCUGGGCAAGACUCUUGGAGAAGGAGAAUUUGGAAAGGUCGUCAAAGCAACAGCAUUCCGACUCAAGGGAAGGGCUGGCUAUACCACUGUAGCGGUGAAAAUGUUAAAAGAAAAUGCUUCCCAGAGCGAGCUGCGAGAUCUACUUUCAGAGUUCAACCUUUUGAAACAGGUGAACCAUCCUCAUGUCAUCAAACUUUAUGGAGCCUGCAGUCAAGAUGGCCCACUGUAUUUAAUUGUGGAAUACGCUAAAUACGGCUCCUUGCGCAGUUUUCUCAGGGAAAGUCGAAAAGUAGGACCAAGCUACGUGGGUAGUGAUGGCAACAGAAAUUCAAGUUAUUUGGAUAACCCUGAUGAGAGAGCCUUAACAAUGGGAGAUCUGAUAUCGUUUGCAUGGCAGAUAUCACGAGGAAUGCAGUACCUUGCAGAAAUGAAGCUUGUCCAUCGUGAUUUAGCAGCCAGAAAUGUACUGGUGGCAGAAGGGCGCAAAAUGAAGAUUUCUGAUUUUGGCCUCUCCCGUGAUGUAUAUGAAGAAGAUUCGUAUGUCAAGAGGAGCAAGGGUCGGAUACCUGUUAAAUGGAUGGCCAUAGAGUCCCUAUUUGAUCAUAUCUAUACAACACAAAGUGAUGUAUGGUCAUUUGGAGUUCUGCUAUGGGAGAUUGUAACUUUGGGAGGCAAUCCCUACCCAGGUAUUGCUCCUGAAAGACUCUUUAACCUCCUAAAAACAGGCUAUAGAAUGGAGAGACCAGAAAACUGCAGUGAAGAAAUGUACAACCUGAUGUUGCGCUGUUGGAAGCAAGAACCUGAUAAAAGACCAACAUUUGCUGAGAUCAGCAAGGAACUAGAGAAAAUGAUGGUGAAGAGUAGGGACUACUUAGAUCUUGCGGCUUCCACACCUUCUGAUUCCUUACUUUAUGAUGAUGGGCUCUCAGAAGAGGAGACACCACUCGUGGACUGUAAUAAUGCUCCCCUCCCUCGAACCCUCCCUUCCACAUGGAUUGAAAACAAACUCUAUGGCAUGUCAUACCCGAACUGGCCUGAGGAGAGCCCCGUUCCACUCACAAGAUUCGAUGGCACUAACUCUGUGUUUUCAAGAUAUGCAAAUGAUAGUGUAUAUGCUAACUGGAUGGUUUCACACUCAGCGGCAAAAUUUAUGGACAAGUUUGAUAGCUAA